AUGGAAGGUAUUUUAGAUUUCUCCAAGGAAUUGGAUAUUACUCUGUUAGACCAAGUGGUUGAGACUUUCUAUCAGGGCUCAGGUGCUCAGCAGAAAGAAGCUCAGACUAUAUUAACGAAAUUUCAAGAACAUCCAGAUGCAUGGCAAAGUGCAGACAAGAUCUUGCAGUUUUCCCAAAAUCCACAUGCCAAAUUCAUCGGGUUGAGUAUCCUAGAUAAGUUGAUUACCACUAAAUGGAAACUAUUACCACAAGAACAUAGAAUUGGUAUCAGAAAUUUUAUUGUAGGUAUGAUUAUCUCAAUGUGCCAGGAUGACACAGUAUUUCAAACUCAAAAAAAUCUGAUUAAUAAGUCUGAUUUGACUCUUGUUCAAAUUCUAAAACAAGAAUGGCCCCAAAAUUGGCCAGAGUUUAUCCCUGAACUGAUCGGCAGUUCUUCAGCUUCUGUUAAUGUUUGUGAAAAUAAUAUGGUUAUUUUGAAACUUUUAUCUGAGGAAGUCUUUGACUUCUCUGCCGAACAAAUGACACAGGCAAAAGCUCUUCACUUAAAGACUUCCAUGUCAAAGGAGUUCGAACAAAUCUUCAAACUGUGUUUCCAAGUUUUGGAACAAGGAUCCUCUCCUUCAUUGAUAGUAGCUGCUCUAGAGUCUCUUCUCAGAUAUUUACACUGGAUUCCUUACCGUUAUAUUUAUGAAACAAACAUAUUGGAGUUAUUGAGCACAAAGUUUUUAGCAUCUGCAGAUACUAGAUCCGUGACUUUAAAAUGUUUGACCGAAGUAUCGAGUUUAGAUCUACCAGAUAACAAUAGCUCAAUGCAACAACAAACUGUCCAAUACUUCCAAAACACGUUACAGCAGAUAGCUUCAAAUGUCAUCCCAGUGACUGCCGAUUUGAAAUCAACUUAUGCUACUGCAAAUGGUUCUGAUCAAUCUUUUCUGCAGGAUUUUGCUAUGUUUUUGACAACGUAUUUAAGCCACCACAGAUCUUUACUAGAAAGUAACGAGAACUUGAAAGAACUACUACUGAACGCUCAUCAAUAUUUAAUACAACUAUCCAAGAUUGAUGAAAGAGAACUAUUCAAAACGACAUUGGAUUACUGGCAUAACUUGGUUUCAGACUUAUUUUAUGAAGUUCAACAUUUACCAGCUAAUGAAUUAAACCCAUUGAUGCAGUUAUCUGUAGGAUCUCAGGCUGUUUCGACAGGAUCAGGUGCUAUCAGUCCUGAAUUUAUGAAGAGAUUCCCAUUAAAAAAACACAUCUACGAAGAAAUAUGCUCACAAUUGAGGUGGGUCAUUAUAGAAAAUAUGGUGAAGCCAGAGGAAGUUUUAGUGGUGGAAAAUGACGAAGGUGAAAUUGUCAGAGAAUUUGUUAAAGAAUCAGAUACAAUUCAAUUAUACAAAUCUCAAAGAGAAGUUUUGGUUUACCUUACCCAUCUAAACGUAAUCGACACUGAAGAAAUAAUGAUUAGUAAGCUUGCCAGACAGAUCGACGGGUCCGAAUGGUCUUGGCAUAAUAUUAAUACUCUGUCUUGGGCUAUCGGUUCAAUAUCUGGUACAAUGACCGAAGAUACUGAAAAAAGAUUUGUUGUUACAGUCAUUAAGGAUUUGCUUGCUCUAACUGAAAAGAAAAGAGGUAAAGACAACAAAGCUGUUGUUGCCUCUGACAUCAUGUAUGUUGUUGGCCAAUAUCCAAGAUUUUUGAAAGCUCACUGGAACUUUUUGCGUACAGUUAUCCUUAAAUUAUUUGAAUUUAUGCAUGAAACACACGAAGGUGUCCAAGAUAUGGCUUGUGAUACUUUUAUCAAGAUUGUUCAAAAAUGUAAGUAUCACUUUGUUAUUCAACAACCUCGCGAAUCGGAACCAUUUAUUCAAACAAUCAUAAGAGAGAUCCAGAAAACAACCUCUGAUUUGCAACCACAACAAGUUCAUACAUUUUACAAGGCUUGUGGUAUUAUUAUAUCUGAAGAGAGAAACACAGUUGAAAGAACUAGAUUACUAAGUGAACUAAUGCAACUUCCAAAUAUGGCAUGGGAUGCCAUUGUUGAGCAAUCUACUGCAAACCCUGCUCUUUUAUUGGAUGCUGAGACAGUCAAAAUUAUUGCUAAUAUCAUUAAAACUAAUGUCGCUGUUUGUAGUUCAAUGGGUGCCGAUUUCUAUUCUCAAUUGGGCCAUAUCUAUUACAACAUGCUGCAACUUUAUAGAGCUGUUUCUUCAAUGAUAUCUGAACAAGUUGCUAAGGAAGGUCUUAUUGCAACAAAGACUCCAAGAGUGCGUGGUCUGCGAACCAUCAAAAGGGAAAUAUUAAAACUGAUAGAGAUCUACAUCUCUAAAGCUAAAAAUCUAGAGGAGGUUGUCAAGGUUUUGGUGGAACCACUACUGAACGCAGUCUUAGAAGACUACAUGAACAACGUCCCUGAUGCUAGAGAUGCAGAGGUCUUGAAUUGUAUGACUACUGUAGUAAGUAAAGUUGGUCAUAUGAUCCCACAAGGUGUUAUUUUAAUUCUACAAAGUGUGUUUGAAUGUACACUAAAUAUGAUCAAUAAGGAUUUUACGGAAUACCCUGAGCAUAGAGUAGAAUUUUACAAGCUAUUGAGAGUGAUAAAUGAAAAGUCAUUUGCUGCAUUCUUAGAGUUACCACCAGCAGCCUUCAAACUGUUUGUUGAUUCUAUUUGUUGGGCUUUCAAACACAACAAUAGAGAUGUCGAGGUCAAUGGUCUACAAAUUGCGCUAGAUUUAGUUAAAAACAUUGAAAAGAUGGGUAACAUACCAUUCGCAAAUGAAUUUUACAAGAACUAUUUCUUUAUUUUUGUGAGCGAAACAUUUUAUGUUCUUACUGAUUCUGAUCACAAAUCAGGUUUCUCUAAGCAGUCGACUUUGUUAAUGAGAUUAAUAUCGCUUGUCUAUGAUAAUAAAAUUUCUGUUAAUAUAUACCAAGAUGGCGAAGCACCUCAAGGAACAACCAACCAAGUGUACUUAAACCAAUAUUUGGCUAACAUGUUGAGUAAUGUAUUUCCACAUUUGUCUGCUGAUCAAAUCACAGGGUUCUUGACUGCUUUAACAAAGCAAUACAAAGAUCAUAUCAAAUUUAAUGGUACAUUAAGGGAUUUCUUGGUUCAAAUUAAGGAAGUUGGAGGUGACCCAACGGAUUACCUAUUUGCCGAAGAGAAAGAAAACGCUCUACAAGAACAGCAUAGAUUGGAGAAGGAAAGAGCAGCUAAAAUUGGUGGUUUACUAAAACCAUCAGAAUUGGAUGAUGAAGACGAUUGA
Molecule: messenger RNA, 3264 nt
Organism: Nakaseomyces glabratus
Lineage: Eukaryota; Fungi; Ascomycota; Saccharomycetes; Saccharomycetales; Saccharomycetaceae
Gene: CRM1
Product: exportin CRM1
Biological process (GO): ribosomal large subunit export from nucleus; ribosomal small subunit export from nucleus; protein export from nucleus
Cellular component (GO): cytoplasm; nucleus
Molecular function (GO): small GTPase binding; nuclear export signal receptor activity
Source: RefSeq, a predicted model, not a curated record